AUGCUCUGCUACCGAGGAACUUGCGUGCCAAACCACGGGUUUUACCAUGGAGAAGCCACUGUGACAGCGAGUAUAGGGAAGCUGCUGUCUUUGGGGUCACUUGUGCUGGCGACUUGCAAACUGGGACAAAAUUGCCUGCGAAGGUACCCGCGCGCGUCUGAGCGGCCGGCACGUGUGAUGCGGUUGACCGGGCCUUUCUGCGAAAUGUUCCUGGAAAGACCUCGUACCAAUGGCUGCAUCAUACCUGGAGGGAAGCGGUUAGAGGGUGCGAAUAGCUCCAUGCGCAGCGGUUCCAGCCUUGGCGUGCUUUCUGCGACUGGGCCUGCUUGCAAUACCGGAUCGAUACGUUGA
Molecule: messenger RNA, 351 nt
Organism: Cyanidioschyzon merolae strain 10D
Lineage: Eukaryota; Rhodophyta; Bangiophyceae; Cyanidiales; Cyanidiaceae
Exons: 1
Coding region: 1-351 (116 amino acids)
Source: RefSeq, a predicted model, not a curated record